AUGCCAUUCAAUGUGCAAAUAUGGCUUCUAUUGAAACUUUUAAUUUUACUCAAAUUUUCAUCACUCUGGCUGAUACAAGCCCAAACUCCAAUCGACGCGAGCUAUCAAAUCGUUUUGCGAGGAGCCGAUUUUCAGUUAAAAGCCACACUCAAUUUUACGAAAACGAAUUUUACGCUCGAUGUCGAUCGAGAUCCCACCAAUAAGCACGAUUACCCGUUUUAUCUAAACGAGACCACUUGUCCUCCAAAAUGUGAGGGUCAACUCAUCGGGAAUAGCAGUAUCCAAGUGCAACAUCCCUACUUUGACAUUGUGCAAUUGAGUGGAUUCACUAAUGAGAAGUAUCAUUUCUCGAUACAGGGCUGUUACCAAGAGAUUGGCUUAGACGACGCUGUUUGCUAUACCCGACAUUUUGGUGGUCUCCAUCCACCAAUGACUGUCUGCAUUUGUGGACUACUGAGAGAUGAUUGUGACGGUGCAAUGAAUCCAAAAAAGUCAAGAGCUGAAUGUCCCGAGAUGCCGUAUAGUAAAGAAGAAGUACCCGGUGAUGAUAGUGGCAUUCACACAUACACGAUUUGCCUUGAUCAACCGACGCCACGAGUGCAUGUCUUCAAUGAAAUGAUUCUCGCCGUCGAUGAAAACGUUUGGAGCUAUGGAUUGUUGAAUUUGCGCAAUGAAAGCACGACCGAACUGAGAACAAACGACGGGGGAACUUGUACUGAUUACUGUGAGCAAAAUGAAGGACAACAAGAUACAAUGAGCAUUUUAUUGGGGAAACAGAAUGUUCUUGAUCUUAUCUUUGAUUCAAAAAUACAAGAUUGGAAGUUCACGAUUUUCAACGAUCCGGCAAUAACCGUGAUUACCUCAAAAUGUGUCACAUUGCCAUUGUGUGAUCGGGGAAUGGUGGUCGAAGUUUGCUCGCUUGAUAAGAGUAGUGGGACUUGUGAAUACGACUCGGGUAUGUGGUAUGUUUUAUCG
Mesorhabditis belari is the source of this 975-nucleotide messenger RNA. The record is from the annotation of a GenBank genome assembly. Lineage: Eukaryota; Metazoa; Nematoda; Chromadorea; Rhabditida; Rhabditidae.